AUGUCAUCGUUAGCAGACUACCUCGCCAAGAACUACCUCACUGCCGACCCGCAGCCCGAACGGCCCAAAAAGAGACGCAAGAAGAGCAAGCAUGCAUCCGAAGGCGACGGCGACGGCGGCGGCCUCAUUAUCGCCGACGACGAUCCGCCUUCCCUCCGCGCCUCGGCUGCCAUUGAGAAUAACGAACAUGACGAAACCUCCCCUUUCAUUUUAGACGCAUCUCGCACAACAGCCGAGUUCAGAAAGAAGAAAAAAUCAAACUGGAAAGUGCUCGGCGGGGGGAGCACAACAGGGCAAGACGAGGCAGAUGCAAUCCUUGCCUCAGCCGCGGCCGAAAGCGCCGCACGACGAGAAGCAAACGAAGCUGACGAUGCGCCUACAAUAGAGGAACAAGAAGAAGAUGAUUUCAGCAUGCCCCGCAUGGAAUCCGGAGCGCGCGCCGGCCUCCAAACGGCCGCCCAAACGGCGGCCAUGGUAGCAGCACAAGAACGCAAAAAGAAAGCGGAACUAGCCGCAUUUCAAAGGGCACAUUCAGCGGCAGCAGCAGGAGGAGGAGUAGAAGGAGGAUCUCAACACCAAGAAACCAUAUACCGAGACGCAUCAGGACGAAUAAUCAACGUUGCCAUGAAACGGGCCGAGGCGCGACGAGCUGCCGAAGAAGCGCGCGAGAAAGAAGAGCAGGCCAAAGAAGCGCAAAUGGGCGAUGUGCAACGGCAACAGAGGGAAGAACGACGUGAAGAACUACGGUCUGCGCGCGCAAUGCCGGUGGCGCGCACGGCGGAAGAUGAGGAUCUAAACGCCGAGUUGAAGGCGAGAGAUAGGUGGAAUGAUCCUGCGGCUCAGUUCUUGACCUCCAAGAAAGCCGCAGUUAGUCGCACGGGUAAACCGCUGUAUAAAGGCGGGUAUGCACCGAAUCGGUAUGCGAUUAGGCCUGGUCAUCGGUGGGAUGGCGUUGACCGGUCGAAUGGGUUCGAGAAGGAGUGGUUUCAGGCUAGGGCGAGGAAGGAGAGGAAUGCCAAUUUGGAGUAUGAGUGGCAGAUGGAUGAAUAA
Talaromyces atroroseus is the source of this 1050-nucleotide messenger RNA. Its product is annotated as Pre-mRNA-splicing factor cwc26. Gene Ontology annotation, molecular function: RNA binding. The transcript has a single exon. NCBI's taxonomy places the organism in Eukaryota, Fungi, Ascomycota, Eurotiomycetes, Eurotiales, Trichocomaceae. Gene Ontology annotation, biological process: mRNA splicing, via spliceosome. Gene Ontology annotation, cellular component: U2-type spliceosomal complex; RES complex. The coding region runs from base 1 to 1050 and encodes 349 amino acids. The record is from RefSeq and is a predicted model, not a curated record.